AUGAAGUCACAUUCAUAUGCUAGUACUUCUUUAUCUUUAUCUUCAUCUUCAUCUUCAUCUUCCUCGUCGUAUUAUCCAGUUGAAGUGCAUCAGUACCGAGAAGGCAAAGGGAAAGGAGGAACCAAACCACAACCUUCUUCAUAUCAAUCCUCAAUCCAUGGUAGGGUUCCGAAACCCAUGACUAAAAAGCUGCCAAUAGCUCCAUUCCCACGAACACCACCUAAGAUUUACAAGGUGGAAGCUGAGAAGUUUAAGGAAACUGUCCAAAUGCUGACGACCGAGCCUGGGUUCCAAUCCAACAACCCUAGCAGGCGUUUGCAGGAAGUGGCUCCUCCUCCCCUCAAUCUCAAGCCCAGAAAAUGUAGUCAUAAUAAUGAGAUAAGAUCUGAAACAACGUUACUUGAAGGAGACAUCCCACCGAUUCUAUCGCCCAAUUUUUUGGGUGACGGGUUUAGUCAACUCUGGGUGUUUAGCCCGAUUGGAUUCGGGCCUCUCUCGCCUUCUUCCCUUGCACAAUGGGCACCCAUUCUUCCCAGCCCGGGAACACUCUCGUCCCUAUAG
This is a messenger RNA of Ipomoea triloba (trilobed morning glory), 561 nucleotides long. RefSeq lists its product as uncharacterized. The transcript has a single exon. Lineage: Eukaryota; Viridiplantae; Streptophyta; Magnoliopsida; Solanales; Convolvulaceae. The record is from RefSeq and is a predicted model, not a curated record. Bases 1 to 561 code for a protein of 186 amino acids.